Molecule: messenger RNA, 2132 nt
Organism: Dinoponera quadriceps
Lineage: Eukaryota; Metazoa; Arthropoda; Insecta; Hymenoptera; Formicidae
Exons: 8
Coding region: 402-1679 (425 amino acids)
Biological process (GO): synapse organization
Cellular component (GO): neuron projection membrane
Source: RefSeq, a predicted model, not a curated record
UGGGAAUGAAAGAAAUCACAGUGAUAACGCUUGUUGCGCGGCUGCGUACUACACGUCACCUGGACGGGACGUCGAAAGCUUGAUUUUCGAGAAGAAUUCAUCGUGGCCGUGUAUUCCAUGCAGAGGAGCGGGACAUUACUGUAAGAAAGUGUAAGUGAGAGGAAGAUGCCGAAACUACUUUCGCACGUGCAAAGUGAAACUACGUAACACGCGCGAAGACUGGUAACUUCGAUCAUUGAGAUCUCAACGAAUCCAUUUACAAGCGUAAUUCCUACGUGCGUCGCGGGGAAUAAAAGUGGUGUGAUAACGAGCCGAAUUGUUAAAAAACAAAAGUCAUUUCGUGCGCGACGUUGGUAAGCCGACCGCGUGCCGCGUCCGAUACAAUCGCAUCCUAUUAAUGAAUGCAGUUUGCAUCCGCGGCACGCGCGUUAAGACCGUUACGAAAUCUCGCGUCACGUGUGCAAGAACCGAGAGCCACGAGGGAAGAAAGGAAGGAAGGAAGUAACGAACGAAGGAAGGAAGGGAGGAAGGAAGGAAGAAAGGAAGGAAGGAAGGGAGCACGCGAGGCAUUAUUAAACUUCUCGCGCUCUAAUCCGGGUGUAACGCGCGCGUUUACGUGGUUGGAACGAAAACUAUGCGGUACGAUGAAGGGGCCAAGAAUCGGUGGUGGCCUACCGAGCGAGAAAAGGCUGGACUACUGCCAGAAGGCGCGUCAAGCUCGAGGAGUAUUGCUGCUGUACUUGAGUAUCUGCGCUUUGCUGCCCGGCGCUAUUUUCACUGCUCCAACACACGCGCGCGAAACAUCCAAGGAAGGUGCGCAGCGACGUAUAAACGACGCCAAUAAUGACCCGGCGGAAGAUUUGCCCGUUUUCGAGGCGACAGCAGCGAACGUCAGUGCGUUCGUAGGGCGGACCGCGUAUCUGCCGUGCCGCGUGAGAAACUUGGGCGACAAAGUAGUAUCCUGGAUGAGGAGCAAGGACCUACACAUCCUUACUUCGGGAAAUUUUGCGUUCAGCUCGGACGCGCGAUUCGGACCUCAGCAUGCACCAGGAAGCGACGCCUGGACCCUCAGGUUGGACAACGCCAGGAAGACGGAUUCUGGCAAGUACGAGUGCCAGGUCAAUACGGAGCCGAAGAUCAUGUAUGCAGUGCAGCUUUCGGUGCGAGAUCCGGACAAACCAGAGGGGUAUGACGAGCCGCAUUCUCAACAAACGCGCAUAAGUUAUGAGAGUACAGCGCCAGUGGCGGACAUAAUGGGUCCCCGGGAGCAAAGGGUGCCGUCGGGUUCGACGAUCAUCCUGAGAUGCGUCAUAUUGUCGCCGUAUCAGACCCGUCCCAUCAGGGGUGUACAAUGGCUUCGGGAUAACAAACUCCUAACAUUCCAGGCAGCGCGAGGAGGGAUAAACGUGGAGACCGAAAGGGGUGCAGCACGUACGGUGUCUGUGUUGACUUUGGCGGCGGUGACGCAAGAUGACGUCGGAAACUACUCAUGCAGGCCGACGGAGGGUCGAUCAGCCACUGUCACCUUGGUUGUUGAGGAAGGGGAACGCACGGAAGCCAUGCAACGUGACGCCGGAUACGUCUCUUCCGGAAGCGACUUCAGGCACUGGCCCGGACUUCUGCUUCCGUUUUCGUGGCUUCUAAUACUCGCGCGCAACAGCCAAACUUUCUUGCUCUAGCGCACACCCGACAGUAUUUCACGCUUAUUUCUUGCCGUUUCCACCGCUGAGAUGUACCUAAAAAGCGACCAAGUCGAUUUAGAUCGUAAGAUAAACCCUUGUAGCUCUUAAGAACAUAUUUAUAUAAAUCGCGUAUUACGGUGUAUUCCAGGCGCGACACGGCGCGACGUGCUUACUAAAUUCACAAUGCACGGAUUAUGCACAAUCCAGAAGAGGUUUGCGAUGAGAAUUAUUUUCCGUGUACUCCACGGACGUACAAAAAAGUAAUGUUACGAAACUUAAUUUAACUCUGCGAAAAAUGUGUUUAAAGCGCAGUAACGUAGAUCGUACUCUGUAGAAUCGUAAGUGUUCGUAAGCACACUGUAUCGCGAUCGAUGAAUUGAUCGUCACAAUAUAAUUUGUUAGUGUGUAAUAUGAUGGAGGAGCCGAUUAAAAUAAAGCAAUGAGACGGUA